UUUCAAUAACAUCUCAAAGGGUCAAGACACCAAGCCCUGAAAUGCACUAUGGGAGCUUGAUGUCAGGCAUAUAGAGAAAGGGCAGUACUAUCCGGAGAGAGGAACAGUGCAAUCACGCACCAGAAAAGUACUCGGUAUGCAUGUCCUUUUUGAACAGGAGCAGUGUUUUCCAUCAUGAGUAGUUUGGUUGAAUCUGAAGAGCGCUGUUUUGCAAAGCUGGGUCUCGCGCCUACUGUGCGCACGUGUGUGUGUACGAAGAACCAAAUGCAGUAGGAGCUGCACGUCCAUCAGUGCUACACGCAGAUGACGGCCGUGUGCUGGAAGUGUUUGGUUCAGUAAAUCGGACUUGCUGUCUGAAAAGUGCAGCGCGGUGAGUGGCGAUGCUGUCGGCGAGGGCUCUGGUUCAGUCAUUAGCCGGCGCUGACGAGCGAAGGUUAACGGGUUUGAGGUGCGUGUGAGAGCGCGUGCGGACUGGAGCAGCUCAGCUUACUGUCUUACUGUAAAACUCAUUUUUUUGAAAAGCGAGUUCGGAGUGAGCUUCAGCGCUCCGCCACAUGCCAUUGGACGGUUCGCGGAGCCGAACGGAUCGGGGCAGAGGCAGGUCGAGGUCGCGGCGUCUCGGGACUCGGCGGUGAGACGAGGUGGACACGAUGGCGGGCGCCGAUGAUGUCACAGAAGGGGGCGGGGACGUGAAGGACGCGGGGAAGCCUGAGGCUGUGGAGAAGGCCGCACCGCAGGCCCCGCCCAAAAAGCCACGCAAGUGGGCGUGGUCCGUCCUCUUCCUCUGCUUCUACGGCUUCAUGUUCCAGUUGAAACCGGGGGAGCCCUUCAUCACCCCCUAUCUGCUGAGCGCCGAGAAGAACUUCACCCGAGAACAGAUCACCAACGAGGUGAACCCGGUGCUGGUCUACUCCAACAUGGCGGUGCUGGUGCCCAUCUUCCUGCUGACGGACUUCCUGCGCUACAAGCCCGUGCUGAUCCUGCAGAGCCUGAGCAACGUGUCCAUCUGGCUGCUGCUGCUCCUGGGCUCCUCGCUGCUGGAGAUGCAGUUCAUGGAGUUCUUCUACGGCAUCAGCAUGGCGGCGCGCGUGGCCUACUCCUCCUACAUCUUCUCCCUGGUGCCGCCGGAGCUGUACCAGCGCGUGGCGGGCUACUCGCGCUCGUCCGUGCUCCUGGGCGUCUUCACCAGCUCCGUCACAGGCCAGCUGCUGCUGUCGCUGGGCGGGGUGGGGUACCGGGGCCUGGCCAUGACCUCGCUGGGCCUGGUCAGCUUCAGCCUGCUGCUGUCCUUCUGCCUGCCCUGGCCCAGGCGCAGCCUGUUCUUCAACCGCCACCUCCGCCAGGCGGCUGACAGCAGCGCGGACGAGCUCAGCAGGAUGAAGGCGGACGGGCCGGACGCCGGGCCGGAGGCCGGGCCCACCUCCUCCUCCUCCUCCUCCUGCUCCUCCUGCUGGAGGGAGUCGCCUUUCGUGCUGAUGCUGAAGGAGCUGAAGAGCGUGGUGCGCGUGCCCAGCCUCCGCCUCUGGAGCCUGUGGUGGGUCUUCAACUCCACGGGGUACUACCUGGUGCUUUUCUACGUGCACGUGCUGUGGGACAAAGUCUUCCCCGCGUCCGAGAACCAGCGCGCCUACAACGGGGCCGUGGAGGCAGCCUCUACUCUCCUGGGCGCCAUAACGUCGUUCUCGGCGGGCUUUGUGAAGAUCCGGUGGAACCUGUGGGGGGAGCUGGUGAUUGGGGUGGACACUGCCCUGCAGGCCGGCCUCCUGCUCCUCAUGGGCACCACCAGCAACAUCUGGGUGUGCUACGUGGCCUACUCCUUCUUCAGGGGCUUCUACCAGUUCCUGGUGCCCAUUGCCACGUUCCAGAUAGCCUCAAAUCUAUCUAAAGAAAUGUGUGCCUUGGUGUUCGGGGUGAACACCCUCCUGGGAACCGUUCUGAAGACCAUCAUCACCCUCAUCGUGGCGGAUAAGCGGGGCUUCGGACUUCCUGUCCACCCUCAGUUCCUGGUGUAUUUUUUCUACUUCACUCUGCUCACGGUUUUGUACCUGGCUGCUGCGGCCUACGUCAUCUUCAAGCACUACCGCAACGAGAGAGGGGGCGGGGCUGCAGAGGAGGCCACGCCCACUGAGCUCAGCCCCAUGGAGAUGGACGCCUGUGAGACAGAGUGUCUGGCCAAUGGGACGGGCGUGAAGGCCUGAGUGCUGCUGUGAAUCGAGUGGCCGCUUGGUCUCGCGAGGUCCUGGGUGCUGGUGUGGAUCCUCCCCUUGCGACGGACCACCAGACGGAGGACAUUUCGUGGAAGAGUGGGCAAAGACAGGAGAAGGGCCGGGAACAUCCUGGGACCGAAAGGCCAAACUCUGGAUUUCCCGUUUCGGUCCGACUGAUUUUUCAUAUCGGUAUAGGAUAGCAGCUGCUGCUUUGAUCUGAAAUGUGAAAUGUGCCUGGUAUCUGUCAUAGGCUGACAUGUGUUCAUGCAGUGAUUUGUAUGAGUGAAUAAUUAGAACACACAAGAAUCCAAGUAGCAAUACUGUAGUAUUUUAUUUUGAUAUCUUAAAUUUAUGUAUCUGUUUACCCCCCUUUACAAUACUCAAGGAUAUAUGGUAAAGGACCUUGGGCAAAGAUCUUCCAUUUUAUUUUUUCUUCCAAGAUAUUUCCAUGUUGGUGGGGACAUCCACCCCCCCCACAAUAUGUUCGCGAUGCGCAGGAUUUUGAUUUAACUCCCAGAAAGCCUGUAGCAAUGAGGAUAGUGCUCACUAAUCAUGGUUCCAACUUAGAUUUACCAUAGUGAGCUUACUGCUCAUAGCUUUAAACAUGCAAAAAUUAUAAAUUAAAAUGUCGAAUUUCAAAUUUUCAGAACAAUUUCAGUUUUUGAUAACCAUAGGGACUAAUAUGAAUGAAUGGUCCACUGUUACAAUUUUCCUUGAAUAUGAAGCAUAUAAAUUGGUAAGUGCCAAGAUAUGGCAGUAUGCAUCUGUGCAGAUUACUGAUGAAAGUCAAGACGGGUGACUUGACUUAGCUCUUUCCUGGUGGGGAUUCUCAGUGUGGCAGACCAGCAUGUAUAAUCUAGGGGACAAGAUGUACACGUUAUAUUUUCUUUUAUAUUUGUGUAUUUUCUUUUCCUGUGAUACUUGCAUUUCAGCUGAAUGGAGGUCUUCCAAUAUCUAUCAUUCCCAAUUGGAGUCAGUUGUUCAGGUUGGUUUUGAAUGAAAUAUUUUUUAAGAACUGAACAAAAUCAGAAUGUAUUCAUUUUGUGUUUUUUUUUUUUGCCCUUUGGACCACAUAUACAAAACAAUCAAGUUUUAUUUACUAGGAGGCUCACAGGAAAGAUGGUGUAACAGGUGUACCAGCCUAUUUUGUAAUGCUGAACAUGAAUUAUUUUUUUAUACUGAAUAUCAAGGAAUUUUUAUAGUCUUGAUUUUUAAAUUGUGCAGUGUUCUGUAACAGUUGAGGCCCAUUCUUUUCUGUUGGUUGUAUUCAAAUUUCUGGAUUCAAAUACUUUUCUGUGCUCUGUUGAUCUUGCCUGGUUUAAUUGAGCUUGCCAAUAUGACCAGAGGCGGGUUUUGAACUUUUUGAGAGUACUUCAUUGGUUCCAAUGCACCAGACAAGAUCAGUAAAGUGUAGAAUAGUAUUUGACCCAGGUUUGUAAAUAUUUCAGAAGGCUUACUGCCAUAUUUCAUAAAUUUAACAUCACCUGAGCACAAGAAGCUUUGCAGUGCUGUGAUUCACUGCUGUUUAUUUCACUUUUAUUCGUAUUUUUUCACAGUGAUGGGAUCAUCCCCAGUCCAAGUGAAUUAUUAUUAGUGAAUUGGUAUCAUUACAAUUAGUGAAUUAUUAUUAGUGAUAAUUAUACGUUGUUUCUGAAGCAAUGCAGACAGUGGCGGUAAUGUGAAGAUUAGAGCCCGACCGAUAUAUCGGUUUGGCCUAUAUAUCGGCCAUUAUUUGACUUUUUUGACAACAUCAGGAUCGUCAGUUAUGCCGCCGAUGUGUCCCGAUUUUUAAAUAAGUAUAAUAAACAAAAAAAAACAA
Anguilla anguilla (European eel) is the source of this 4026-nucleotide messenger RNA. RefSeq names its product solute carrier family 19 member 1 (gene slc19a1). Gene Ontology annotation, cellular component: plasma membrane; apical plasma membrane; basolateral plasma membrane. The record is from RefSeq and is a predicted model, not a curated record. Gene Ontology annotation, molecular function: folate:monoatomic anion antiporter activity; folic acid binding. The transcript has 7 exons. Bases 651 to 2198 code for a protein of 515 amino acids. NCBI's taxonomy places the organism in Eukaryota, Metazoa, Chordata, Actinopteri, Anguilliformes, Anguillidae. Gene Ontology annotation, biological process: folate transmembrane transport.